AUGGAUUUCCCCCAGCACAGCAAGCAAGUCCUGGAACAGCUGAACCAGCAGCGGCAGCUGGGUUUGCUCUGCGACUGCACCUUCGUGGUGGACGGCAUCGACUUCAAGGCCCACAAAGCCGUGCUGGCGGCGUGCAGCGAAUAUUUCAGGAUGCUUUUCGUUGACCAGAAGGAUGUGGUGCACCUCGACAUCAGCAACGCGGCAGGCUUGGGCCAGGUUUUGGAGUUCAUGUACACGGCUAAACUAAGCCUAAACCCCGACAACGUGGAAGACGUGCUGGCUGUGGCGGGUUUCCUCCAGAUGCAGGAGAUUGUCAGCGCUUGCAACGCUCUCAAGUCCCUCGCCGUGCCGGCAGAAAGCCCCGUUGAGAGCCAUCGGCUCCCCGCCAAGAUGGGGGCCGAAAAGGCGACUGUGGAGGACAAGAGGUCAACUGCAGAAGCGCCGGGUGAUCCUGACAAAAUCAAACCAGUUCCUCCUGACCCGGAGGGGAAGGAAGAGACAUCCGCAGCCGCAGCAGCACAGCCCGAGGCGCAGCCGCAGCGGCUGGGUGGCCAAGAAGGAGUAGACGCUGCUGUCCAAGAGGGCCCCGCCACCGCGUUCCCCAUCCACCCGCAGCCGGCGGAGAGUGUGGUCGGCAGCGGCAGCCCCGCGGCGAAGGGCGACAUCUCUCCGGGCACUGAAACCGGAGAAAUGGAGCUGGAGGGGAAGGAGGAAGAGGGGGAGAUGACGGCAGAGGAUGAAGAGGAGGCUAAAAUCCCUGAGGAAGAACAGCCCCGGUUAGAAAAUGGAGAAAACGCUGAAGAUAACGAAUCGGGAAGCACCGACUCCGGGCAGGAGAACUCGGGUGAAACCCGUCUGCUGCGUUCGGGUACUUACAGCGACAGGACCGAGUCGAAAGCCUACGGCUCCGUCACGCACAAGUGCGAGGACUGCGGCAAGGAGUUCACCCACACCGGUAACUUCAAGCGGCACAUCCGUAUCCACACCGGUGAGAAACCCUUCUCCUGCAGGGAGUGUAACAAAGCCUUCUCCGACCCGGCUGCCUGCAAAGCCCACGAGAAGACGCACAGCUGCGAUGACUGCGGCAAGCUCUUCACCACCUCCGGCAACCUCAAACGGCACCAGCUGACCCACAGCGGGGAGAAACCGUACCAGUGCGACUACUGCGGGCGCUCCUUCUCCGAUCCCACCUCCAAAAUGCGGCACCUGGAGACCCACGACACCGACAAGGAGCACAAAUGUCCCCACUGCGACAAGAAAUUCAACCAGGUGGGGAACUUGAAGGCUCACUUGAAGAUUCACAUCGCGGACGGGCCCCUGAAGUGUCGGGGGGGGGGGCACAAGAGGAGCUGCCGGGGUUCUGGGAAAGAUGGAGGGAAGGUCCCGGCGUCCCUCUGUUUCCCCCACCCCGCACCGGCUGAGCCUUGUCUGCUUUUAGGCAACCUGAAACGGCACCUCCGCAUCCACAGCGGGGAAAAACCCUACGUCUGCGUCCACUGCCAGCGCCAAUUCGCCGAUCCCGGGGCGCUGCAGCGACACGUCCGCAUCCACACCGGAGAGAAGCCGUGCCAGUGCUUGAUCUGCGGGAAAGCCUUCACCCAAGCGAGUUCCCUCAUCGCCCACGUGCGCCAGCACACGGGGGAGAAACCCUACGUCUGCGAACGCUGCGGGAAGAGGUUCGUGCAAUCGAGCCAACUGGCCAACCACAUCCGCCACCACGAUAACAUCCGCCCCCACAAAUGCACCGUCUGCAACAAAGCCUUCGUCAACGUGGGCGAUCUCUCCAAACACAUCAUUAUCCACACCGGGGAGAAGCCGUUCCUGUGCGACAAGUGCGGCCGCGGCUUCAACCGGGUGGACAACCUGCGUUCUCACGUCAAGACUGUGCACCAAGGCAAGGCGGGCAUCAAAAUCCUCGAGCCGGAGGAAGGCGAUGAGGUCAACAUUGUCACGGUGGCUUCCGAUGACAUGGUGACGUUGGCCACCGAAGCGCUGGCUGCCACCGCUGUCACGCAGCUCACGGUGGUCCCCGUAGCGGCCGCGGUGACGGCCGACGAGAACGCAGCACUUAAAGGAGCGGAACCGCUGCCCCGCGACAGUUUGAUCGAGGCCGGUUAG
Molecule: messenger RNA, 2118 nt
Organism: Charadrius vociferus (killdeer)
Lineage: Eukaryota; Metazoa; Chordata; Aves; Charadriiformes; Charadriidae
Gene: ZBTB17
Product: zinc finger and BTB domain containing 17
Exons: 14
Coding region: 1-2118 (705 amino acids)
Biological process (GO): regulation of transcription by RNA polymerase II
Cellular component (GO): nucleus
Molecular function (GO): DNA-binding transcription factor activity, RNA polymerase II-specific; protein binding; RNA polymerase II cis-regulatory region sequence-specific DNA binding
Source: RefSeq, a predicted model, not a curated record